Suillus subaureus is the source of this 1545-nucleotide messenger RNA. RefSeq lists its product as uncharacterized. Lineage: Eukaryota; Fungi; Basidiomycota; Agaricomycetes; Boletales; Suillaceae. The coding region runs from base 1 to 1545 and encodes 514 amino acids. The record is from RefSeq and is a predicted model, not a curated record. The transcript is spliced from 13 exons.
AUGUUUUUGAUGCAUGAAACUCCACCAAAUCUCUCUCCCAAACAAGUUCUCAUUGAUGUCUAUAUCACACUGCGUGAGUUGCAGGAAAUGCAGCAGCAAAUUGGUGAAGAUAUCGCUGUCUUAGUACAGGCAUUCACACAAGAGUUUGCAGUUCCUCAUUUGCAGUGUUUUGCUGCAUGCUGUGCCAUUGAAAGGGUAAAACCCAGUAGGCACUCUCAUAUCAGUGCUACUGGACCACGAUACAUCCCUCCACCUAUGGUUGCCACAGGAGCUCAAAUCCAAUGCUCUGCACAAGCCCCCAAUGCCUUUUCCACCAGUAUAAGAGACAUCAACCCUGAGGUUGCCAAAUCAAAGCACUGGCCAUCAGUGCUUACCACUAUCCUCAAGAUACUUGGCAUCUUAGUGUUCUUUAAAGAAGCCCAUGCUGCUCUUAGGCUUGAGCAAUGCACCAAAUCCCUUCAGUUCAAGGAUGUGUUAGAGGAUACAUGGAAGCAGCUUGAUGAUGUUAGCAAAACAAUUGCGACUCCACACCAUAAAAGUUGUGGACUUCUCCACUCAAAGCACUCUAAGGCCAACUUAUGGAAUGCAUUCUGCUGGGGGAAAAACCAAGAUGAAGAGAAUGAUGGCCAUGGUAAAGCAGUGCUUCAAUCACUUGUGCAUGAACACAAGUCUGAAUACCUUGCACUCUCAAAAGAGGAGCAAGAUGAACUGCUCACUGAGUUCACUGCAUGGAAGGAGAUGAAGAAGACAGGUUUUUGCACUACAACCAAGUCAAAAAUCAACAAUAUUACCCAAACCUUGAAGGCAGUGGAAAAUGAGCUCAAGAGCCUGCAUUGUCAUACAGGUGUUGACAACUUCAUGGAUACUGUCAUGUGGAUCAACAAUCAAGAUUUAGUCAACAAAAUGGAAGGCUUUGCCAUCCAGGGGAUGAAAGGUUCUGCAAAAAAACCACCAGAAGCGGAAGAGUGUACUGGUGACCCUGGCACAAAGAUGCAAUGGGUGCAUUACUUCUGCAAUGUCAUUCAGUGGUACCAGGUCGUUGUGGAAGUAUUGCCUGAUAAGAUUCCAUUUACAAACCUCAGUCAAGUAUCAAGUGCACUUCCAGACCUCAAUAUGUUUUGCGAUAGGUGGGAUAAAGGUACAAUGUGCUGGAGGUCCUUGAGCAACACAGAAUUUGAGAAACUCUGUCUGGAGCAUGAAGAGAAGCUCAAGAGUGGUGAGAUAAUGAUCAUCGCUGCUGCACUUGAUCUGACAGAGGGACAAAGUGCUGCAUGCAAGAGCAUCAAGACUAUCAGGGACAGUGACAGCAGUAAUACAGAGCCAGCUGAGCCUCACGACAGAGCAGCCCCAUCUGCUGGUCCUACACCUCCUCCCAUUCCACAGCCUCACAAUUCUCCCAUGCAGCAGCCAUCAGAUGGACCACCUAGUGCUUCCCAAUCUUUCAGUAGUGACUUCAUCACUCCCCCCUUUGACUAUGAUGCAAUGUUAGCUGACUUAGAUCAAGUGUUUGGCCUCACACCUGCUUUGAAUUCAAUGUCAGAGUGA